AUGCGCCGGAUGCCGAAACGCGAGAAGGACUACUUGGCGGAUGUGCGAGCUUCAACCUCGUCUCGAUUCAACGAAAAAGAAUUCGCGCAUUUAACGCCCGCCAUGAUAGAGGAGUACACGCGACGGUUCGAGAAGAACGAACCGAAGUUGAACCCAGAUACGAGUCGGUACGAAGUUCCUCCGCCUUCGGUGAAACACAAGACGAACGCGAGCAAAUGGGAAGAGAGCGUCGCCAACGCGAAGAGUCAGUUGGAACACACGGCGUUGAGGAUGCAAAACUUAGAGUUGAUGCAAAAAUACGCCGCGAACGCGUGGAGGAAACACUUAGAGGAGUUGGAAGAGGUGGUGAAGGAGUACGAAGGUUUAGUUCGAAAGGUGGACGAUCAGUUAGAAAUGGUGAAUUCGAAGAGGAGGUUGUCCCAAGAGGAAGCGCAGGGACAUUUGAGAGAAUUGAACGACGAGUGGAUUUCGAUGACGAGGAAGUGCGCUUUGAUAGAGGAGAAGUUGAGGCAAAUGGAGAAAGACGAAGAGAUUGGAAUGCAAUGA
Bathycoccus prasinos is the source of this 546-nucleotide messenger RNA. RefSeq lists its product with no specific name. Gene Ontology annotation, cellular component: precatalytic spliceosome; catalytic step 2 spliceosome; Prp19 complex. The coding region runs from base 1 to 546 and encodes 181 amino acids. The transcript has a single exon. NCBI's taxonomy places the organism in Eukaryota, Viridiplantae, Chlorophyta, Mamiellophyceae, Mamiellales, Bathycoccaceae. The record is from RefSeq and is a predicted model, not a curated record. Gene Ontology annotation, biological process: mRNA processing.